Molecule: messenger RNA, 1437 nt
Organism: Mangifera indica (mango)
Lineage: Eukaryota; Viridiplantae; Streptophyta; Magnoliopsida; Sapindales; Anacardiaceae
Exons: 2
Coding region: 236-1180 (314 amino acids)
Source: RefSeq, a predicted model, not a curated record
UGCCACUCUUCUGUCUAUCUGUCUCUUAUUCUCUCCUUAAAUUAUCAUCUUAAUAAAGAACAAAUGUCGGAAACAACAACCCUUUAACUCUUUAUUUCCUAUAAAUCUCCUAUAUCUUCUCUCUUUCUUUCAUCUUUCUCAUCACAAUAACAACAUCUUUUGUUUUUGUUUUUGUGUUUUUAUUUUCUUUAUUUUUCAAGAGAGAGAAAUAAGUUAAGAAUUUUGUAAAAUAAUUAUGGGGGGUUGUGCAACUAAGCCCAAAGUGUUGACGGGUGAUCAUGAGAGGGGGGUCCCGGCGCCGGUGCCUGUUAAGGAGGACGCUGUAACAUCUGCCAAGGUACCUGCAGAAGCCAAAGUUGUCGUGGUUGAUGACAAGAAGGUUGUUGGUGAUGGCCAUGGUGGUAUAACUGAAAUUACUAAGGUCGAGGAGAUAGUCGAAGAUGGAAAGGCUGAUGAUCAAAAUACUAAACCUCGAUCCCUCAGUAACUUGUUCAAGAAUGAUAAAGGGCAGGAGUCAAUACCAGUUGAUGAUAAUGCUCCUUCAGAGGCCCUGAAAGAAGAAUCAAAGAAGGCUGAAAAGGCUAAAGAAGAAUCCGAGACAAAGCAACCUGAAGUUGAAAUUUCUAAGAUUUCUAUUGAGAGUACACCUACUGCAGAUUUUGUUGAUGCUCCUGAGAAAAAGCAACCUGAAGUUGAACAUUAUAAGACUUCUAUUGAGCGAACACCUACUGCAGCUUUUGUUGAUGCUCCUGAGAAGCCUGUUUUUGAGGAAACAUUCCCAGUUGCCAUGACCGAAACCAAGGAAUCAUCGGAGAAGAAAACAGAAGAUGCAAUUAUAACAACAUCGGAGAUGAAAACAGAAGAUGCAGAUAUAACAACAUCGGAGAUGAAAACAGAAGAUGCAGAUAUAACAACAUCGGAGAUGAAAACAGAAGAUGCAGUUAUAACAACAUCGGAGAUAAAACCUGAAGAUGAGGUGAAAUCUUCGGAGAUGACCGAAACCAAGGAAUCAUCGGAGAAGAAAACAAAAGAUGCAAUUAUAAUAACAUCGGAGAUGAAAACAGAAGAUGCAGUUAUAACAACAUCGGAGAUAAAACCCGAAGAUGAGGUGAAAUCUUCUGAGAUUAAACGUGAAGAUCAAAAGCCAUCUGAUGAGAAGAAAAUAGAAGAAGCUAAGUGAAGUUGUGAAAAUAUUUAGUGUCAAAGUGUCGUAGAAGCGUCAUUUGCUAUUCAUUCUGCAGGGAAAUUAAGGCUGCAGGCAAGGCGGUUGGAGGAAUCAAGUAGUUCACUGGUUGAAUUUUUAUGUUUUUGGUUAAUUUUGUGGGUGAACUUGUUUUAAUGUUUUGUUGAAAAUCUCAAAUUUGUUUGGAACUGAAGUUUAUUUCAUGUGGGAUUGUAAAAAUUAUAUAAUAUGAUCACAGGUUGUUUUAUGUACCA